Spinacia oleracea (spinach) is the source of this 1934-nucleotide messenger RNA. RefSeq names its product mitogen-activated protein kinase homolog NTF6. The transcript is spliced from 6 exons. Gene Ontology annotation, molecular function: MAP kinase activity; ATP binding. NCBI's taxonomy places the organism in Eukaryota, Viridiplantae, Streptophyta, Magnoliopsida, Caryophyllales, Amaranthaceae. The coding region runs from base 153 to 1268 and encodes 371 amino acids. The record is from RefSeq and is a predicted model, not a curated record. Gene Ontology annotation, biological process: protein phosphorylation.
CAAAAAAUAAAGAAAAUAUAGCAGACGUCACGUCCUCACGUCACCUUGAACUUUACUCUCCUUCAGUCCUCCUUCCUCUGAAGUCUGAAACCCAGUAACCUAAUGCUUCUGCUCAAACUCCAGAGUUAGAGAGAGAAAGAGGAGAGGGAGAAAUGGAGAACUCAGCAAAAUCCAAGGAAGUUCGAGGAGUUCCUAGCUAUGGCGGAAGGUACAUGAUGUACAAUGUUCUCGGCAAUCUUUUUGAGGUUUCCUCCAAAUACGCACCUCCUAUUCAACCUGUCGGUCGCGGUGCUUACGGCAUUGUUUGCUGUGCACGAAAUUCAGAGACACAAGAAGAGGUCGCCAUUAAGAAGAUUGCAGAUGCUUUUAACAAUAGAAUUGAUGCUAAAAGGACUUUGCGAGAAAUCAAACUUCUGUGUCACAUGGACCAUGACAAUGUUAUCAAGAUAAAGGACAUCAUACGACCACCUGAAAGAGAGAAGUUCAAUGAUGUCUACAUUGUUUAUGAAUUAAUGGAUACUGAUCUUCAUCAAAUUACUCGCUCUAACCAGGAACUCACAGAAGAUCAUUGCCAGUACUUCUUAUAUCAAAUCCUACGCGGGCUAAAAUAUAUACACUCGGCAAAUGUUCUGCACCGGGAUCUGAAACCAAGCAAUUUGCUUUUAAAUGCUAAUUGUGACCUCAAGAUAUGUGACUUUGGGCUCGCAAGAACCACUGCAGAGACGGAUUUUAUGACAGAGUAUGUUGUGACUAGAUGGUAUCGAGCUCCGGAGUUGCUUCUUAAUUGUUCAGAGUAUACAGGAGCGAUUGAUAUGUGGUCAGUUGGUUGCAUCAUGAUGGAGAUUAUAAAAAGGGAACCCCUUUUUCCUGGAAAAGACUACUUGCAGCAGUUACAGCUCAUAAAUGAGCUGCUAGGCUCUCCUGAAGAUGCUGAUCUUGGAUUUUUGAGAAGUGAACAUGCUAAAAAGUAUGUAAAACAGUUGCCACGUGUCCCAAAGCAGCCAUUUUCGCAGAAAUUUCCAAACGUGUCUCCCUUGGUGCUUGAUCUUGCUGAAAAGAUGCUUGUAUUCGAUCCCAGCAAGCGAAUAACAGUUGAUGAAGCAUUGAAUCACCCAUAUUUGUCGAGCCUCCAUGAGAUAAACGAGGAGCCUAUCUGCGCAAAACCUUUUCAGUUUGAUUUUGAGCAAUCAUCCUUGGAUGAAGAAGAUAUAAAGGAUCUUAUAUGGCGGGAGGCCCUAAAGUUCAAUCCAGAUAAGAUGAUUGAAUAAGACCCCUGGUUUUCAACUUGCUUGCGACAGAAUUUAAUCAUCUAACACAGAUGUCUGGUGGAAGAUGUUGAGCUACUUCAGCUUUGAGUAUAUACAUAUACCGCAUUGGAUCUGGCCUUGAUGUGGAGGUUUGAGGAAACGAGUUCGAACCUUUUUUUUUUUUUUUUUUAAUUUUCUUUUUCUGUCUCUUCUGGAGGUUCACAGAAUCAGGCGUCAGUUAACCUUGCAAUGAAUGGUAAUAAACAUUAUUCUAUAUUAUAUUAAAGGAUUCAACAGUGAGGGAAUUAGAGUGGUUCUAAUUCCUUUUGGAGUUCUUUUCGCCUCUGAUCACCAUUUCAAGAAGUGAACCAAAACGUGCUGAGCUGAUUGAACCAGUAGUUGGGAUUGCAGAAGCAUAUGGCAUACGCCAAAAGUGUUGAAGUUCUUAUAAUAGUGCUUAAAGUUUGUAAUGUGUAAUAUUCGUCGAGUAUGUAGAAAAAAGUGGGUAAGAGAUAUUGUUGCACUUUCUUGUUGUAGUUCAAUACUAGCAAAACUUCUGCUCUGAUAGAAAUUUCAUGUUUGAGACUAAUGAUAUGCGGAGUAUGCAGUUGUAUUUCAAAAGGUCUUGCACGCAUAAGGUGUUGUACAGUAAAUUUAUUAUUUUAUCCAGUUUUUUUUUAUCUUUUA